AUGCUGUUCAUCCUGUGGGAGUCUGAGAAUCCCUCCAGUGUCCAACAUGUGCAUCGCCCUAGCCACCCUAGCCAGGGCAUAUCCAUGCCCGAAUGCCGGCGAAGACCCAGUUCAGCAUCCAGGAUCUACGUUUCGUCCGGCUUGGGGGGCUUUUGGGUUGGCCACGGGCCACGUCGCCUCCUCAAUGGGCCCUCAUUGAAACCCCAAAAUUUGUGGUCGUCGGCGACUCAUUCGUUCCCCGUUCGCUCGUCGAUGGUGGCGGACCCACCCUGGUCACCGCUCUGCGCUCGUGUGGCGGCCCAGUGA
This is a messenger RNA of Blastomyces gilchristii SLH14081, 306 nucleotides long. RefSeq lists its product as uncharacterized. Bases 1 to 306 code for a protein of 101 amino acids. The transcript has 2 exons. NCBI's taxonomy places the organism in Eukaryota, Fungi, Ascomycota, Eurotiomycetes, Onygenales, Ajellomycetaceae. The record is from RefSeq and is a predicted model, not a curated record.